Myotis brandtii (Brandt's bat) is the source of this 486-nucleotide messenger RNA. RefSeq names its product cytochrome P450 4V2-like. The transcript is spliced from 2 exons. Bases 16 to 339 code for a protein of 107 amino acids. Gene Ontology annotation, molecular function: heme binding; iron ion binding; oxidoreductase activity, acting on paired donors, with incorporation or reduction of molecular oxygen. The record is from RefSeq and is a predicted model, not a curated record. NCBI's taxonomy places the organism in Eukaryota, Metazoa, Chordata, Mammalia, Chiroptera, Vespertilionidae.
GUUAGAAAUAUAUCAAUGAAUAAAGACAAAUUUGCUGCUACAUUGAAGUUGGAGAAAGUCACUAAACAACAAAUACAAUGCCAUGUGGUCAUCAAGGAACGGGCCAAUGAAAUGAAGAGAGAUAAAGAAGGUAAAAGUGAUGACAAAGGCACGACCCUCUCCAAGAGAAAACGCAAGGCUUUUCUCGACCUGCUUUUAAAUGUGAUGGAUGAUGAAGGGAACAAGCUAAGCCUGGAGGCUAUUCGAGAAGAAGUGGACACUUUCAUGUUUGAGGUAUUUUGUGUUGUCAUGUUAGUAUCAGGUAUCAUCAUUAAACAAAUUACAGUUCCUGUUACAUAACAAGAAAAUGUUUUUGUUCUUUUUUAAUCUUGGGAGUUGAAAAUGCUAAGGAUGAAGAAAUAGCCAGCACUAAUACUUAGACAUGUUUAAGCAUUUAAUAGUAAAAUUAGAAAUAACAUGAAAUAGCAAGAAUUAUUUGUACUCACC